CACUGUGUUAUGCCUCUUUAUCUUUCUCGCUUUUGUCUUUCCUUGUCCUUUCGAUUAAUAUUUUAUCUCUUUUCUAUUAAAAUUAAAGUAUAUUGGAUCGUCUUUCUCUUUCUCUUUAUCAGUCGCUCUUUUCCGCGUUGCGAGAGCAAAUCUAAAUGCUGUCAGAUUGUGCACUGUGAAUUGAGAAAUAUCAGGGUUGAUAUGGGUCUGACUCCCAUUAGUCGUUAAAUUGACGAAGUUGACGGAGGAGGAGGAGCAGCAGCAGCAGCAGGAAGAGGAGGAGGAGGAGGAGGGCCAAGAGUCUUGUAGGAAGGUGCAGCUCAGGACACUAAAAUAUAAAUUAACUUAGUCGAGCUACUAGUUACGGAUGGGGUCCGAGCAGAACAGAUUCCCUCAGCAGGAACGGCGGAAGAGAUGGGGUGGAUGUUGGGGUGCAUUAUCCUGCUUUCACUCUCAGAAAGGUGGAAAGCGCAUUGUACCUGCAUCUCGUUUACCUGAGGGCAAUGCUGUGACAACCCAGCCAAAUGGACCUCAAGCAGCUGGAAUGACCAACCAGGCUACAGUUAUAGCUCCAUCCCUUCUUGCCCCACCUUCUUCACCAGCAUCCUUUACAAAUUCUGCACUCCCUUCAACCGUUCAGUCACCUAGCUGUUUCUUGUCCUUAUCUGCCAACUCACCUGGAGGUCCUUCAUCGACAAUGUUUGCUACAGGGCCGUAUGCCCAUGAACCACAACUGGUCUCUCCUCCUGUUUUCUCAGCCUUCACCACUGAACCAUCAACCGCUCCACUCACUCCCCCACCCGAACUAGCUCACCUAACUACGCCUUCUUCCCCUGAUGUGCCUUUUGCUCAGUUCCUCUCCUCAUCAGUGGAUCUCAAAGGAACUGGAAAGACAAAUUACAUUGCUUCAAAUGAUCUUCAAGCAGCAUAUUCUCUCUAUCCUGGAAGUCCAGCCAGUAGCCUCGUAUCACCAAUUUCAAGGACAUCCGGCGACUGCCUAUCAUCUUCAUUUCCUGAGAGGGACUUCCCCCCACAGUGGAAUCCUUCAUCUUCUCCCCAAGAUGGAAAAUAUCCAAGAAGUGGUUCUGGUCGGCUAUUUGGACACGAGAAAACAGGAACAUCUUUGGCAUCUCAAGAUUCCAAUUUCUUCUGCCCUGCUACAUUUGCACAAUUCUAUCUGGACAAUCCACCAUUCCCUCAUACCGGUGGGAGGUUGAGUGUAUCAAAGGAUUCAGAUGUUUACUCUUCUGGAGGGAACGGUUAUCAAAACCGGCACAGCAAGUCUCCAAAACAAGAUGUGGAGGAAAUAGAAGCUUACCGAGCAUCAUUUGGUUUCAGUGCAGAUGAAAUUAUAACUACUACACAAUAUGUGGAGAUAUCUGAUGUAAUGGAGGAUUCCUUUACUAUGAGACCUUUUACUUCAACUAGUCUGUCGGCAGAAGAAAGUAUUGAACCUCCAUUGCUAGGUGAAAAACUAAAAUCCACAAAGACAACUAUACAGAGUCAGAGAAGUAUGAAGCCAGCAUCUGAUGUUGUCGAAAAGGAAACCUGCGCUGAAGUGCUGCCAUUAUGCAAUGGCUGUGAAGACAAUAAAUUGCAAAGACAACCUGGUAACAUGUCAGGAUCAAGUUCCUCUUUCAACCAAGUUGAAACAGAAGAUGUAUUCUCAAGGAUAGUGCCACCCAAAAAUAGUCGCAAGUAUAAUCUUGGAUUAUCCUGCUCUGAUGCAGAAGUUGACUACAGAAGAGGAAGGAGCCUAAGGGAGGUCAAGGGAGAUUUUUCAUGGCACGACUAAGAGAGCCAUCUCAAAAAUAGUUUUCAGUUUGUUUGUGUAUCUGUUUUCUGCUUUGCAGGUUUCCAUGGAAUGUCUAACCUAUGAUCUAACCUGUUGUCUCUCUCAGUUAUGACUUGGUCACUGGACGGAUGAACAAUUAUAAUUUGUGUUCCUAAUCGUGCAAAUUUAGAUAUGGAAUGGGUCGAAUUUCUGUACUUGAUAGAUGAAGUUGACUUUUUUCAGUGAAUUGUAUACUAGCACCGUACAAUCUGCUUGCC
This is a messenger RNA of Momordica charantia (bitter melon), 2052 nucleotides long. RefSeq names its product hydroxyproline-rich glycoprotein family protein. NCBI's taxonomy places the organism in Eukaryota, Viridiplantae, Streptophyta, Magnoliopsida, Cucurbitales, Cucurbitaceae. The record is from RefSeq and is a predicted model, not a curated record.